AUGCCAUCCAAAUGCCCAUUCAUAUUUUUGGUCAUCAUCUCUUUAGCUCUCUUCACAGCUCCAACCAACGCCGUGGCUGUUGCUGCCACGGCUGGCCCAUUGGGCUCUCCAGCUGGGAACCCUCCAGGAACGAUACCGGCGGGAUCUGGAUCCGACAGCAAUGAGACCACCACUACCACAGAUGAGAUACUAGAAGAUUAUGAACCGGUGGUACGAGCCCUCGACACAGUUCUCGCUGUGGUCUGCGUGAUACUGACCACCACGACCUACGCGGUCUUGAUUGGACCGGGCACAAGGUUGUUGAGCACCUGCAAACUCCCUCUUACCGUUCUCGAGGAAAACAUCGGAAAUUUGCUUUCCAGAGCUUGGCCUGAUACCAGUGAGUCCACGGCGUCCACGGAUCCACCGGGAGGAGGUCCGACUACGACGGAUUCCAUCCGACUUCUAUAUGUUGGUCAGAUGGACGGGGAACCGCAUCAGGCGGCCCGAGGCGUUACACAAUGCAAUGCGGUUCCCAACGAGAGAAUCCAGACACCUCCAAUGUGGUUAACCACUGGAUCAUCACUCACCAAAAGCAUGGUACAACUAGCCGUGUGGGAGUGGGUGUGUUUAUGGACAGCUCUCUCGAUGUUGGUGUCCACCUUGGCAUUCAACGGAUUCCUUACCAACGAGAGGGGCCCAGACAGCUAUCCGAGACUGGUGGUCGUUGUGAUUUACGCAUCCGCCUUCUGUACACACUUUUGGUAUGUCUUUCGGACCAUCAUGGCUUUCUUUACCUUGGUCAUCGCGGGCUCAAGUUGGAGCUUGUUGAACAAAGCGGCCUUCAGAUCCGUUGAGCUCGCUCAGCUCAAAGCUCGAUUGGAAGGUGGUCCGACAUCGCCGACGUUCAGAGAACUUGGAAAACCUGCUGCCAACCCAGCGUAUGCAAUAUGCCCGGCAACUCUUCUGCAAGAUGUGGACGUCGUCCCGAUCGCGGACAAGGAAACCAUGACAGACACGCAACAAAGCGAAGCCAGAACCGUUGGAGAUUGGCAGAAAAGAGAUAUCACGAGCGCGGUGGACUCGGGGAGGACCGCUCUAGACGGCGUCGUAGCCAAUGUCAUGACCAUGGUAGGGAUUGUCAUCACCACAGGUUUCUCAGGAUGGACGACCAGGCCGACUGACGGCACAGUGAGCUCUCAGCUUGGUUCCCUGGCUCUUUUGGCUUCACUUACGCUCGGAGCGGCCGCCAUGUUCAGCAGCGCCAUCGAUUUGAGCGUCAUGUUGACGUCGUUUCGAAACAUUCUCUUUCUAAAGGAAGUCCUCCUCAACGGGGAAGCCUCAGGCCAUGUGCAGAAACGUGCCUCGAACAGAAAAGUGGUGGGUUUCACGCACAAGACAGUCACGCCCCGACCGCUGGGACUCAGAGAUCUAGCCAUCAGCGCCAGUUUCUGGCCUCUGGUUAUCUUUGGUCCCGCUUAUACUCUGCUUCCCAGCGAAGAGGACCAUGAUCGGCAAUCUAUGGGAGCCAAGUUUGAGUUAGGCGUCAGAGUCAGAGGCAAGAAAGUCAUUUUUACCACAGAAACAACCGAUCGACAUAAUACCAAACCCGAUGGCACGAAUGUUGGCUCGAUCAAUGUUUGCCAUGAAAUUCCGAGUAUGCCAUCGACGGAGGCACCACGUAUUUCCAAGCGUCGAAAUCCUUUCCUCACAUUUCUGCGAGAUUCUCCAAACCGAAUCUCCGUCAAAGAGAAAGAGAAACAGAUCAGUGUUCACACAGCCAAUGUGGCCGGACCGUGA
This is a messenger RNA of Rhinocladiella mackenziei CBS 650.93, 1779 nucleotides long. RefSeq lists its product as uncharacterized. NCBI's taxonomy places the organism in Eukaryota, Fungi, Ascomycota, Eurotiomycetes, Chaetothyriales, Herpotrichiellaceae. The record is from RefSeq and is a predicted model, not a curated record. The coding region runs from base 1 to 1779 and encodes 592 amino acids. The transcript has a single exon.